CAAAGAUCUAAUCUCCUGUUCUCUCUAAUCGAAUCGUAUCCCUUUCGUUUCGAAAACUCCCAAAUUCCCAAACCCUAACUUUUCUCUCACAACUCCAAUGGCGCCCAAAGCUGAGAAGAAGCCCGCCGAGAAGAAGCCAGCGGAGGAGAAGAAGUCGACUGUGGCUGAGAAAGCCCCGGCCGAGAAGAAGCCCAAGGCCGGCAAGAAGCUACCCAAGGAAGCCGGAGCCGCCGCCGGAGAUAAGAAGAAAAAGAGAUCGAAGAAGAGCGUAGAGACCUACAAGAUCUAUAUCUUCAAGGUGCUGAAGCAGGUUCACCCUGAUAUUGGGAUCUCCAGCAAGGCCAUGGGCAUCAUGAACAGCUUUAUCAACGACAUCUUUGAGAAGCUCGCCCAGGAGUCUUCCAGGCUUGCAAGGUACAACAAGAAGCCGACCAUUACUUCUCGGGAGAUCCAGACUGCUGUGAGGCUUGUGCUUCCUGGUGAGCUCGCUAAGCACGCGGUGUCUGAGGGGACCAAGGCGGUGACCAAGUUUACAAGUUCUUGAAGUGUGGUGGGUUCUGCUCUGUUCUGGAUAUGUAGUUUUUCGAUGUCUAGUGUUUAGUUUUAGGGUUUCAGUUUAGUAGAUAUGUAAUUCACUAUCAGUUCUUUCAACGAAAUACUAUGGUUUAUAUGAUCUGAAUUCUGCACUGGCAUGGAUUAUACCUGCAAUAUUGUGAUCUCAAAUUUGAAAUGAAAUCCCAUGUUGUACUUAAUGAUGGUUUGUGUAACGUGAAUUUUGUUCCAAUGU
Messenger RNA from Prunus mume (Japanese apricot), 787 nucleotides. RefSeq names its product putative histone H2B.1. The record is from RefSeq and is a predicted model, not a curated record. Gene Ontology annotation, molecular function: structural constituent of chromatin; DNA binding; protein heterodimerization activity. Lineage: Eukaryota; Viridiplantae; Streptophyta; Magnoliopsida; Rosales; Rosaceae. Gene Ontology annotation, cellular component: nucleosome.